Messenger RNA from Racocetra fulgida, 1431 nucleotides. Lineage: Eukaryota; Fungi; Glomeromycota; Glomeromycetes; Diversisporales; Gigasporaceae. The record is from the annotation of a GenBank genome assembly.
GAUCGCAAUCAACCUCAGCGGGUUUUCGCAUCGACGCUUUCAACUAUGUCUGAAGAACAAAUCGCAAACGAAGUUCCUUUGAGAGACGGAAGUUCGGGUAGGCGUGGAAGAAGUCCUGUUAAGAAUUAUGGUUCCUUAACGAAUCGGCAGGCUGCCAUAGCUGACCAAGAAAGUAUCAAGGCAAGACUUAAGCAGAACCAACAAUUAGGUGAAGAUGAGAUUAUCGAAGAAGGAGAGAAGUUAGCUCAGAAAUUUUUUCAUAAUUUCGAUUCCACUGUGAGGGGUGAUAUUUUAGUGGAACUUGAUCAUAGUUUGACCAAUCGUAUUAGUGAACUUUAUUACGAUAAAAUUUCGGAUUAUGUUGAACAAGAUUCAGCUAAUCAAACUAGAGCAGUGAUUGAUGCCAGUGUAACUGAUAAUUGCCGUAAAUUUCGUGGUGGCAUCGAUUUAGGACUGGCUGUUAAAUUAAGAGCAUCUGCAACUAAAUUUGAACAGGAUAAUAUUAAUUAUCUUUGCGCUCUUAAUAAUGUUGAAAUCCAGACUCCCAAAAGAACAGGAAUCAUCAUUAACCAAGUAGGAAAGACUGACCUCAAAGAUCCGUUUAGUAUUUGGGGAGUUUUAGGGCGAGAAGUUGCUCCCUACAUGGUUACACCAGCAGACUGGGACACCGUCAACGGUUUUUUAUUUGAUGAGACUGCCUUUAAAGGCAUGAUUGAUGGCAGUUCAAUAACUGUCAAUUACAUCAAAUAUAUUAUUCAAGAAAGAUUCGAUGAUUUACGAUCUAAGGGUCAUAUUUUGACGGAUCUAACCGGAAACUGUGUUACCAUAACUUUCCCUCCGUUUACUUUUAAAGACGCGACAGUUGCUUCGGUGGCUAACUAUGCAAAUAAUUAUUUAUUUACGAUGUUCACUUAUCAGAACAAUCCGGCUGCGGUAUCAAUCGCCGCGAUUAUUAGUUUAUCUCAAGUGAGCGUCAAUUGGUUUGAUAAUACGGGAGCUCAGAUUGGAACCGUAUUGAGUCAACCAACUAAUACAUGGAUCGAUGGAGUUACGGUACAAGAGGUGCUAAAUGCUAUUGGUUUAUGGAAUAUAAAUGAUUAUAUUACCGAUAGCCGAAUUAAUGAUGCAGCUGUUUUAGCUAUUGAACAAUGGAAUAAUUCCAUUUCUUCGCCGUUUAAACGUUUUAUUCAAAUGGAGAUGUUUAGAUAUUCUGCUUAUGGGGCUGAUUCACAAAUAGUAGAAGUUGAUGGGAACUGUGUCACUCAUGACACUGAUGCGUUUGAACCUCAUGAAAGGAAACGUUAUGGUUUGGUUUUAAAUAGUAUUAAAGGAAAAGCCAAAGCAACAGUUAAAAGGAAGAUUUCUGAAGGUGGAGCCAUGUUUGGUGUAGCUGUUAGGUAUGCAGAAAAAGUUAUUUAUACCUCUGAACAU